CUUCUGAGGAUUAACUCUUGUCUGUGGAGAGACGCCGGCAUAAAACACGAACAUGGACGUGUCUCUCCAGGCGAAGACCAAGCCGCUGUCCUCGCUCUCUGCCUUCAGUUACAUCCCACCACGACGGAGGCAACUGAAGGACAUGUCCUACUUCAACAGGGACUUGAAGGUCCCACAAGUGUCCAUGUAUGACCUCGUGUUCCACCAGGCGGAGGGUUACGAUAUGAAUGUGCACCGGGACGACAGGCGACACCACAAAGGACGGGGACUGGACGUAAACGCGGAGGUCGUGGCCACACUUUUGGAGAGGUCCAGGUCCGUGCCAGUGCUCUCCUCCUCAGAAUACGGCCGCCAUCCCAUUCCUGUCCUCUACGCGCCGGGCCGGCAGCACGCACAAGUGGCCUGCAUCAAAACUGAAUUCUACACGAAAAACGGUCUCGUGUGGAAUGUGGAAGAAGGAUACGGAUCAGUCGUUCCCAUCUGAACGGCUCAAGUGGACCAUCAGUGAACCUGCUGUGAAAACACAACCCUGACAAUACCUGGACAAGGAAACAUAGGGAUGAAUUGGUUUUAUGUAGUAGUAGUAGUAGUAGUAGUAGUAGUAGUAGUAGUAGUAGUGUAUGAAGAGGGAGACUUGAAAUUUUGAGAAUUAAGUCAGAAUAUCACAUGGAGAUUUAAGUCGACACGUCACUCACUCCGAAAAGACAAGCUAAAGUGACAGGACCCGUUACUGAGGAAAUCUCACAGAGCUGAAUUUCUUUAAAAAAACAUUCAACCUUCAGUCAAAAAAAAUUCAGUCAA
Messenger RNA from Solea senegalensis (Senegalese sole), 801 nucleotides. It is a transcript of the gene cfap90, whose product is annotated as linkage group 20 C5orf49 homolog. The transcript has 3 exons. The record is from RefSeq and is a predicted model, not a curated record. Bases 53 to 484 code for a protein of 143 amino acids. NCBI's taxonomy places the organism in Eukaryota, Metazoa, Chordata, Actinopteri, Pleuronectiformes, Soleidae.